Molecule: messenger RNA, 402 nt
Organism: Prorocentrum cordatum
Lineage: Eukaryota; Dinophyceae; Prorocentrales; Prorocentraceae
Source: the annotation of a GenBank genome assembly
AUGGUGUGCGCCAACAGCAUCUACAAGACGGAGAACGAAGACGUGCCGUACGGCAUGUUCGAUUGCUUCGCUUUCCGAACAAAGAAGAACGACACGUUCAAUGCAGGGGAGUGCCCCAUGGAUAAAGAGCAGGGCAUGAAGCUGUGGGCCAGCUACGACUUGGUCCCGGUGCACUCGUGCUUCGGAGGGCUGGCCCUCUACAGGCCAGAGGCGCUGUUCCGGUGCCGCUAUGACCCAGCAGCGUACGACUGCGAGCACGUGCCGCUCCAUCAGUGCAUGCGCAAGCACGGAAGCGAGAACCGGAUGUUCAUGGACACGCUGUUGACGACCGCUUACGUCGUCAAAGGGCAUGAAAGCAGCUACGACGAUUCUCUCCAUCAAAGGUGUGUUGCGGGCGGUUGA